UAUACCUUUCAAUAAUGUUAUUAAAAAUAAUAUAAUAAUAUUCUAAGUACAUUUAAUUCCGUAUACAUAAAUUAAACUAAGAUAAAAGUGAGAUAUCAUAAAUUGCGGUCAUUUCGACCAAAUCGCGACUAAUGAUGUUAUUAUCUUUAUUAUUACAACUAACAUUGCCGGUUAGGUUAUUAUUACGACUAACAUUGCCAGACUGAUUAUGAAGGUAGAAAUAAUUUUCGGGCUUUUAUUUAUCUUAUCAAAAGUAUCAGUUUUAGUUCAUACACAGACGUAUGGUUUAUAUUUUUCUUUUAUGAGUUGGACGUGACACACGAUACAUGUGGUUUUCUAGUGCGUAUUACAUAUUUUUUUACAUACUCAAAAUAUUUGUAAUUUUUUAUUGAUUGUAAUAUGGAUCAACAAUUUAUAAUUGAUGCUUUAGACGAGGAAAUAUUAUCAGAUGAUGAUUUUAGUAACAGUGACUUAGAUUCUGAUAUUGUCGUGGAAAGUGAACAUGAUACAUGUACCGAGGAGUCUGGAUUAUCGUCUGAUGAAAAUGAAUCUAGCGAUCAGAAUUAUUUAGGAAAGGAUGGGACUAAGUGGAAAGCACAAAUGCCGCCUUCAAAUAGUAGAACUAGGUCACAUAAUUUGGUAACUCAUUUACCAGGUGUCAAAGGUGUUGCAAAAAAUUCGAAAACUAUAAUAGAUUCUUGGCAGUUAUUUUUUCCUGAUGAGGUAAUAUCAGAAAUAGUCAAUUUUACAAACGUAAAAAUUCAAAAAGUAAGAGAAAAUUUUGCACGAGUUAGAGAUGCUAAAGAUACCGAUAUUAUAGAGAUGAAAGCAAUAAUAGGUUUACUAUAUUUAUCUGGUUCUUUACGAUCGUCCCAUCAAAAUUUAUGUGAUUUGUGGAGGACUGAUGGCUUAGGUGUCGAUUAUUUUCACGCGACUAUGAAUAUAAGAAGAUUUCGGUUUAUAUUACAAUGUUUGAGAUUUGAUGACGUUAAUUCUAGAAAUACUCGGAUAAAAACCGAUAGAUUAGCUCCUGUAAGAAACAUUUUCGAUGGAUUUGUUGAUCGUUGUCAAAAAUAUUAUACAGUUAGUGAAUAUGUAACAGUUGAUGAAAUGCUCGAGUCGUUCAGAGGAAAAUGUAGAUUUCGUCAAUAUAUUGCAAAUAAACCAGCGAAAUAUGGUAUAAAAAUAUUCUCGUUAGUUGAUAGUCGUACUUUUUAUAACCUAAAUAUGGAAAUUUAUUGUGGACAGCAGGAAGAAGGACCAUAUAAAGUUGUAAAUAGUGGGAAAGAAAUUGUAUUGCGACUCAUAAAACCAAUUUCAAAAACAGGGAGAAAUGUCACAUGUGAUAAUUGGUUUACUUCAGUACCACUAGCUACUGAAUUACUGGAAAAACACAGAAUAACCAUGGUAGGGACCAUAAGAAAAAACAAAAGGGAAAUACCUCCAAAUUUUUGUCAUACACGUGGUAAAAUUAUACAGUCGAAUAUGUUUGGAUUUACUAAAGACAUGACACUAGUUUCACACGUGCCAAAAAAAAAUAAAAUUGUGUUAUUGCUGUCUACGAUGCACCAUGAUAAUGCCAUAGAUUCCAAUAAUAAACCUGAAAUUAUUACAUUUUAUAACAUGACAAAAGGUGGUGUAGAUGUAGUUGAUGAGCUAAAAGGAAACUAUUCAGUUGCUAGAACAAGCCGUCGUUGGCCUCUUACAAUUUUUUACAGUCUUUUGAAUAUCGCAGGAAUUAAUAGCCAACUUAUAUACAAAGCGAACAAUAAUUGUAAUAUAAAUAGACGUGAGUUCUUACAAACACUAGGUAAGCAACUUACAAUGGGCUACUUACAACAACGUACAAAUAUCAAGACAUUACCAAUAGAUGUAAAACGAAAAAUUGCUUCAAUUUUGGGCGAAAAAUACAUAGAACAAUCUAACGCUGGACCAGCUCGUGAAGGAAGAUGUUACUACUGUGAUCGAAAAAAAAAUAGAAAAACAAAAACGCAAUGUAAAAACUGUGAAAAUUAUAUAUGUAAGGAACAUACCGUAACGUAUUGCCAGAAAUGUUGCGAAGACGCACAACAUUCAUCAGAUAAUUCAGAUUAUUCAGAAUAUUAAUAAAAUUAUUAUAUUUUUCAUUUAUUUAU
Molecule: messenger RNA, 2135 nt
Organism: Myzus persicae (green peach aphid)
Lineage: Eukaryota; Metazoa; Arthropoda; Insecta; Hemiptera; Aphididae
Exons: 1
Coding region: 400-2106 (568 amino acids)
Source: RefSeq, a predicted model, not a curated record